This is a messenger RNA of Frieseomelitta varia, 2103 nucleotides long. Its product is annotated as UDP-glucosyltransferase 2-like. The record is from RefSeq and is a predicted model, not a curated record. The transcript has 6 exons. Bases 453 to 2063 code for a protein of 536 amino acids. Lineage: Eukaryota; Metazoa; Arthropoda; Insecta; Hymenoptera; Apidae. Gene Ontology annotation, molecular function: UDP-glycosyltransferase activity.
CGAGAGAAAUCAGUCGUUAGAGUCACGUCUGUAAAGGCAGAAUUCAAUGUGUUGUAUCGGAAGUUUUCUAUUAACAUCUUGAAAACUAACAAAAGACCGAAAUUGAAAUUUUACAUUCGAAAUUUCACGUCGAUCGGCAACUAAUACUUUUCGAAACUAUAAACAUUCAAAAUUCUAGUGCUUCGAUGUUCAACGCGAAAUUCGAAAAAAAUCGAGAAUAUCGAAAAGUUUAAAAAAUUAAAUAUUCGAACAUUAAAGAAAAUCUGAGUGAAAAUUUGAGAGGCUAAAUGUUUAAAUAUUUGAAAGGUUUCGAAAUUUCGAAACUUGAGAACUCUAUUUGGAAACUAGAAGAUUGAAAAAUGAAAGAAUCGAAAAAUUGAGAGAUAAAGAUUUUCCCUCCUUCAUUUUCGACGGAAACAUACGAAUAUUCUUCAAAGGGAAACAAAAAGAAAAUGGAAUGCCUGAAAAUAGUUUUCCUUGUGCUAAUGGCCGUUCUCGUGUGCGUGAACGAUGCCUACAGAAUUCUCUGCGUUUUCCCAUACAAUGGUAAAAGUCACUCGAGAAUGUUCGAUGUUCUGUGCAAAGGACUGGCAAAAAAAGGACACAAAGUCGACGUGAUCAGUCAUUUCCCGACAAAAGUCCCGAUCGCUAAUUACAGGGAUAUUAUCGAUUUGAAUGGAACGAGAAAGGACGCAGUCAACAGCUUAAGCAUUCAACAUGGAAGAACGAUACAUUCAGCCGUAAUGUAUUAUGUUGCGACGACGUAUGGUAAUGAUUUGUGUCACUUACUAGGUCACGAAAAGAUGCAAAACUUUAUCAAAAAUCCACCAAGGGAUCCACCUUACGAUCUCAUGAUCACCGAGUACUUCGGGUCGCCAUGCUACUUAGGCCUCGGCACAUUUUUAAACACACCGGUGGCCAUCGUUGUGAGUGGCCUCGAAACACCCUACGUCGACAGUUUCAUGGGGAACCCUUUCAAUUUCGCCUUCUUCCCCGGUGCAUCGCUCGAGAACGUCGCGCUGAAUACAUUUUUUGAUCGAGUUUGGAACCUGGUUCUAAAUUACAAGGAUACACUGACGUUUUAUCACUACACGUCCGAUCAAACUAGCCUCAUGAAGAAAUACCUGGGGUUGGACUCGCCAGACGUCAGACAAUUGGAGAGAAACGUGACUUUGGCUCUGGUGAACUCUCACUACUCUUUUCACGGGAUCCGAUCGUUUGCCCCGGCGGUGAUCGAAGUUGGAGGAUUACACGUUCAAGAAGAAGAAAUACCGUUAUCUCCAAAACUUAAGAAUUGGCUGGACACGGCCGAUCACGGAUUAGUGUAUUUCACACUAGGCUCGUUGAUGAACAUCGAAACUCUGCCACGGGACACGUUAUUGGGCUUGUACGCGUCGUUCCGAAAAAUUUCCCCGACCAGGGUCUUAAUGAGAAUUGUCAACGCGACAAAAUUGCCUCCUGGAUUGCCCGAUAACGUGGUCAUGUCAUCGUGGAUUCCUCAAAUUUCAGUGCUCAAACAUAAAAAUACACGAGCGUUCAUAACGCAUGGUGGGCUUAUGGGAACUCAGGAAGCUGUCUACUAUGGGGUUCCCACGAUAGGAAUACCAGUGUUCUCAGACCAGAUAAGAAACGUGAACAUCAUGGUUCACAAGAAUAUGGGAAUUUUGUUACAUUCGGAAGAUCUCGGUGAACGUUCCAUGGAUAUUGCAUUGCACGCAAUUUUACAUGAUCCCAAGUACAGAAAAUCUGCACGGAAAAUGUCAGACACGUUUAGAGAUCGACCAAUGAACGCUUUGGAUACCGCGAUUUAUUGGACCGAGUACGUGAUCAGAAAUGGCCCCGAUUCUUUGAAAUCUCCCGCAGUGGACAUGCCCUGGUGGAAAUUAAAUUUAAUCGACGUCUUCGUUUUCUUAAUCGCGUCUUUCGUUCUCAUUCUCUACUUCUUAUUCGUCACCGUUAAAUUCGUAUUGAAAAAUUUGUAUAUACUACAUAUACUGCAAACGGCACUACAGUUUUGUCGGAUGAAAGAUAAACACGACAAGCCGAAAGAGAAAUCCAAUUGAGAUUUUUAACAAAAUCUGAAUAAACCAACAUCUUACAAAA